Messenger RNA from Ostreobium quekettii, 627 nucleotides. The record is from the annotation of a GenBank genome assembly. Lineage: Eukaryota; Viridiplantae; Chlorophyta; Ulvophyceae; Bryopsidales; Ostreobiaceae.
AUGCCCAGCUUUCGCGGCACCUGCGCCCACGAUCACGACUGCGGCGAGGCGGACUGCGGGGUCUCGUAUUCGCUUUACAAGCACAUCGACUUGGCGCGCGUCACAUGCCUGAACGAGUCUGAGCCCGAGAGCUGCAGGAACGUUUUCAAACCGUGGUCCCAGCGGACUGACUUCUCGGGCCCUUCCCUGAGGAGCAAUGCAGACGACCCAGAAUUGCUCCUGUACAUUCCUUUCACUGGUGCCCUGGCCAUAAAGGGGAUCUCUGUCAUUGGAGGCAUGGACGGCACAAGCCCUGGAAAAUUGAGGGCCUUUGUCAACAGGGAUGACUUAGAUUUUUCAGCGGUGGAGGAUCUGCCUCCGGUACAGGAAUGGACUCUGCAUGAGGACCACAGGGGGUUGCUGGAAUACCCAACACAUGUGGCAAAGUUCCAAGGAGUGCAUGGCUUGACACUGCACUUCCCUGAGAACUUUGGUGCCGAUCACAGCGAGAUUCACUUCAUCGGUUUGAAAGGCGAAUUCACAGAGAGGAGGCGGGAGGCUGUGGAGGCUGUGUAUGAGGCAAGACCAAUGCCUGAGGAUCACAAGGUGCCUGGGGAGCAGGGAACCCAUUGGAGGAUGGGCACAUGA